AGCGGAAGUCAGUGUACGGUUUCCUUCGAACUUCCUGCAUCCAAGUAAGCCAGAUUGAAAAUUAAAGUCCAAGGUGCUUGAGUACAGAAGGAGUUUGUCAAUAUGACUGCCAUUCGUCACACUCUACAGCGUGAUGUGUUCUUACCAAAUGAUGAACGUCUCAUCGGGGUUGUUCAUGUCUCUAAAGCUGGCAAGAAGAAGAAAGUUAGCUUCCUUUGUGCCACAGUGACUACAGAUCAACCGGCACAGGUGUUCCUUCAUAAGGUGAAGAAGACAGAUAAAGAUGCUUUCAAGAAGAGACAGAGUUGGCCACUAGCUGAGCUGAAGAUAUGCGAUGGCAAAGAUCCAAAAACUGAUGUUCCUGAUUUUGACCUCCAUUUUGAGAAGGUUUAUAGAUGGAUAGCAAGCAAUGUAGCUGAGAAGAAUGCUUUUAUUUCAUCACUUUGGAAGUUGAGCCAGAGAUACUUAAAGCAGCUGAAGAAACCAGAUUUUAUUAAUGUCAAGCCAGCCCUCUUGGAAGAAUAUUUAUCAUUGGAGCAAGCAAAGGUAGCUCAAUCAGAGGAUGAACUUAGCAAUGAAGAUUACCAAGCAUUAUCAGGAAGAGAAGAAACAGAUUUAGAGAGGAUGAUGGCUGAAUGUGAAUUUGCUAUCGGCAAUGCGGAGGCUUUCAUUGAACGCUUGGCCAAUGACUUGUCUGUUCUUGAUGGGGCCAACAUCCAUUCUAUCAUAGAGUCUCAGCAGGAGGUUGCUAGACUGAUGUUCCUUCUUGAUGAUAGUCUAAGAGAGGUCAAUAAGGUGGAGUCUAGUCUUGAUGAAUAUGACAAGAUGUUAGAGGGUGUGCGGGUCCACAUGGAGAUCAUGGAGCAGAAGGAUUCUAUGAUCCAGAUCCAGAGUCAGAAUCACGGUCAGCUUCUGACUGCUGUAGAGACCAUCAUGCAGAAGCUAGACAUGCCUCACCAGCAGCAGUUAGCUCUCCUGGACAGGGAUCUAGGAUCACCCAAAGGCAUCAUGGACUGUACUGCUGCAGCUCAGGUUCUGCAGGAGAAGAUGGAUGCAGAGCUUCUACCUGGUCUUGGUAAGAUGAGGGCAGUGGUAGAACAAAGAGAACUCUUAACUAAUCUACAGGAGAAAUUUGCACAAAGGCUUGCCAUACAUCUCAAUAACAUUUUUAUACAACAGGGUGCAGACAUGAGUGAAAUGAUGCUUACAUUAGGUAAUAGACUGACCCUUCCUAAGCAUUUUACUUUCCAUCGAGAUCUCAUUCCAUAUGCUGAACUCAUGCAGUGGCUUAGGAAGGCAGAUCGCACAAGUUUCCAGCAACUAGGAAAAAUCUACACAGACAACCUAAAGAAGGUCUAUGAGAGAGAGCUGAAGGACUUCUUUGAGAGAGCUAGACAGGCUGUCAUGAUGAAAGGAAAGACUACUGAUAUCAAGAAGUUUGGUCUGAAGGGGGAUAAAGGCAGUUCAACCCCAGAACCAUCCAGGAGUGGGACUAGGACCAAGGCCAGUACCCUAUCACUCCAGGAGUUCUCGGCCAACCUGAAAGCAGCGGAGACGGACCUCAAUGAGAAACAGAAAUUUGACAUGGUUUUCACCCAGCUUUUAAAUGAGAUUCAACCUAUGUGCAACUCAGAGCAAGAUUUCUGUACCAAGUUCUUUGGCUAUGGUUUGGAUACAGAAGGCAUGGAUGCUGAAUACUUCCCCAUGGCUGACCAGGUGGAUGGUGGUACAUUCAGCAGAUACAAGAAACAAGACAACCAUGAGGAAAGGAAAGGAGUUGCAUUUGCAUUAAAUCCUGACCUCAGUGAUGUUGAUGGAAAGAUGACUACGCAUGGAAUGAGGAAGGUGAUGGGAGAGCUAUUCCAGUGUUUAGAGCCAGAAUUCAAGUCAUUUGUUACAUUCUCUGAGAGGAUGGAUAACUUUAACUCAGUCUACAUGCUUGUGAGAAUUAGCCCUCAUGUGAUGUCUAGUGAAACACAAGCUAAAUCAGCCUCUUAUUUCAGUAUCAUCAUGGCCAACUGCCUGGUAGAAGUCAAACGUAACUUUGACAAGUACAUGGAUAAUUUGAUUCGCUCUGUAGAGGAAACAAGGAUAUCCAAGAAGAGUAAAUGCGGCAUUCUUCCAUUUGUCAAAGAAUUUGAGACAUUUGCAUGUCAAGCAGAGUCUGUGUUCAAGGGAUCAGACUUACGAGGAAACCUAGACAAGGCUUAUAGUAAGCUGGUCCUGGCCCAGUUUAGGAACAUCCAUAGAGUAGCCCUGGAACAUCAGAAGACACCCAGUGAUGUCAUCAUCUUUGAAAACUUCCAUCAUCUUCACGAUGUCCUGUCCAGACUGAAGAUCACCUGUCUAGAAUCAGAGCGUAAGGAAGCCAAACAACAGUAUCAGGAUCAUUUACAAUCCUAUGUCAGAGAUUCCUUAGGAAGACCAAUGGAGAAGCUCAAUCAUUUCUUUGAAGGUAUUCAGGUGCUUGUAUCUCAGGGAGUGAAGGAAGAAGAGGUUGGUUAUCAAAUCCAGUUCAGCAAACAAGAACUACGCAAGAUCAUCAAGGAAUACCCACAAAAAGAGGUGAAGAAGAAUCUUGAGAGUUUGAUCAAGAAAGUUGAGAAGACACUUUGUGAAGAAGAGAAUCUUGUCCAGGUUGUAUGGCGAAUGAUGCAGGAAGAUUUCCUCCGUCAGUACAAACACAUAGAGACGAUGAUUGGCCGCUGCUACCCAGGAUCUAAGAUCUCACUGGAAUUCACCAUCCAAGAUGUCCUUCAGUUCUUCACUGACAUUGCCCAGUCUCACUAGACUUCAGUGUGUCCAAGGCCCUGUGACAUGAAGCUUAGUGAUCCAUUGUAGGGCUGAUUCUAUGAUUUAUUUUAUUUGUCUUCUUUACCCAGGGUAGCCUGUUCAGUGGUUAAGACACUGUUGUCAACCAGGGCCCUGCAUAAUACAUAUAUACAUAAAAACAAUCAAAAGAACACAUUAUAUACAACACAUAUGAAGUCGACAUUGUUACACUGCAAUACGAUUAGAGAGAAAUGAUUUGAGUACUUGAAAAAGGAAGCAGUAUUGGAAAUUGACAGGAAAACAAGGAAAAAUUGAUUGAUUGCAUUGAUUGCAUUGAAUAUUAUGUAUGAUCAAUCUUAAAUUUAGCCCCGCAAUUAAUUGCUAAGCUUUAUGUUAUGGAUCCCAGGGGGAUAAAGCUACCCUCUCUUUCCUGCAAGGCAAAUUUUCAGUGAAUGCAUCAUAGGACACCUGGUGAAGCUCCCAUUGAAAGUAAAGGCUCUCAGAUGAACACACAAAAGGAACUUUUCUGAAUUUAACCCUUCAAAUGUUGAAAGUGAAAACCAAUGAAGAAGUGCUGGUGAGAGAUAGGGUAAAAUGCUAUGCAGUGAAUUGUAAAUUGUCAUGUUUUGUUUCCAUUCAAAACGUACAUUUUCAUGACUUAUUUUAAUUAUGAAGAAAUAUGUUUAUAUGAGCUUUUGCUCUACAGUGUAAUGUCACACCAUUAACUUUUGUUUCUUUUUCAAGAAAUUUAUCAAGAGUCUUCUCAUUAGUAUGAAAGAAAUUAAUUCACCAGAUUAACCAGAGUUCAUAUUAGUGAACCAAUGUGUCAUGCUGAUAUAUACAGGAUGAUAUCAACCAUCCUAUUUAUUGUGUAACAGAAAAUACCACUUAAUGAUUUUCAUUUAUGUAAGAUAUGUUUGAGGAUUUAUAUACAAAACUAUUGUUCAUUAUCUUGAUGUCAAGUUUCAGAUAUGUAUUUUCUUGUCCAGAAUUUUGUUAUGAAAAAUGUUGCGAAAACCAAUAAAUGAAAUGAAAUGAAAUGAAAACCUAAAAUACCUUAUCCCAUCUAGGGUAAUUGAAAAUUCCAUGAAAUAUGUAAAUUCGACCCCUUAAAUGUUGAUAUCCAUGGCAUAAAUUUCCUUGUUUUCUCGUUCAUAUGAAAACUUGCCAUGCUUUCCAAAUUAUCAUUGCUUGAGCAGUUCAUGGAGUUAAGUAAGAAUGGAGCAAAUUGCAACAAAAAAUUGAUCAUGUAAUGGAAAGCCCUCCUACAGAAUUGCUUUUUACAUUGAUGAUAAGUAGGCUCCUUGACACAUGCUCCUGUAAACUUCUUCAGAAAAUAUCUACCUUAAGCCAAACAUAAACCUAACCAAUAUCUUAAUCCUCACAUCAUUCUGAACCAAAAACCAUACCCCAACCCUAUCCUUGUAUCUUCAAAGAAAUUAGAGGAGUAGCCAUUGUUGCAGGAGUAAAUGUUACGUUAGUGGCAAGUGUAUUCGCUUUUUAAUAAAACAUGAGUAAAAGAUUUAAGAACGAAAUCUAACAUUUUGGCUACACUUCAAUAAUACACAGGUAUUGAACCAUGUUUUAAUAAAACUCAAAUAGGGGGCCCAUUGAUCUGAGAAUUCAUUGGAGUCUGUUUUUAUUUACAUUAGUCUAUAUUUAUAUUCAUGAAUAGAUAUGAAAUGUCAUUUUCUUACAGCUCACAUAAAAAAUGAUGUUGAUUUUCAAAAUAGAGCUCCUUUGAUUUUCAAGGCAGAUUGCUUCAUCUGAAGAAAAAAAUCACUUUACCCACAUUGAUAUUUUUUUAAUUACUUUGCAAAGAUGGCAGACUAUUUUAUAUAAUAGCAAGGCUUACACAUCUCAUUCCUGAAGUUUCUAUUUUCUAAUUGAAUUAUUGGAGCAAGGGUUGAUUACUGAUAUCUUGCCAUUUUCAUUGCCUUUGCUAAAUUACAUUUAUUUUCUUUUUUUUUAUGUUUGUGGAAUGGACUUCCCUAGUUUCUUUGCUAGUGUGGCCAUCUAUCUAACUUUUAUGCUUGACUGGAAACAUACCUAUUUUCCAGAUUGUGUACAACUAUAUGAAGUCAUUUUGUCCUUUCCGGUUAAAAAAACGAACAGCCAUUUUAAGUGGAUUAAUUUUUGUUUAGUCUCACCAGGGCCUUUGAUGAUGCACCUAUCAAAGCUACCAAAUAAUACUGAUUUUCAGUAACUAGUACUGAAAAAUGAGAAGAAUACUGAUGGUUUCAAGCAAAAUACUGAUUGCCAGGGUUUCAGUUUUAAGUGUCCUAUCGUAUUUCUUUGAAAAUACUGAUUUUCAGUUUUUAAGAUACUAGGAUUCUCUUGUUCAGGUUGGCAGCUCUGACCUAGAUAUUGAAUAGAAAUCUCGCCUUACUGAAAUACAUUUAACCCUAAAUCUCUUGGGGUAUUUUGAUUCUGGUCAUUCCCGGGGGGGGGGGGGGCCAUUAUGGCCCCCCUUAAGAUCUCGGCCGCAGAUUGCGCGAUCACAAUGAAAAUUUGCAUGAUGAUAGAGAAUGACAUAAUCUACGCAGUUGCAUUGGUAAAUUUCACUGAAUUAAUAUAUUUUUAUUUUAUAUGAAUUAAUUAUGCUAAUUUAUUCAUGAAAUCAUACUUUUUGCUCUGAUUCACUAAAUAAAGCUCCUAGAAUGCUAUUUUUUGGUAAAAAUAUUCUUUUUAGCAUUCCUUACAAUUGUGAAUGAAAAAAAUUCUGGUACCAAGACGGAUUUCUUAUGUAUUUUAUUGUUUUUUUAAUUUCUUAUGUAUUUCUUUGUUUUUUUACUUUUUGUUUUUUAUUGUUUUUUCGAUGGAAAUCAUUCCAGACUUAAUUCUGAUCAUAAACAAGGCAAAACUAAUUAAGUUUAAUCAGUAAAAGUAGAAAUAAUGAUACAUUUAUGAAUUUAGGCUAAAUACACAAUUUGCAUUGGAUUUGUACAUGAAAUCACGUUUAUGAGCAAUUUUGGGUCUGACAUGCACUUACAUAAUAUUGCGUAAUGUCGUAACCGCGUACCCGGGCAUCACAAAUUUGGUGUCAAAAUUUGCGCGAGACUUGAAAGUAAAAAGUCAGUGAGCGGCGAGGUCAAAAAAUUUUGCGCAGCAGAUAUAUUGCGAAAAUUGUCGAGGGGGGGCCAUUAUGGCCCCCCCCCAGGAGAAUUAGGGUUAAAGGAUGAUAUCAGUAAGAUAUUUAAAGAUGGUCUCAUGAACUAUGCCCUAUGGCUAUGACAGUCAGGUUCAUCCCUAGAAUAUGUUUUGAUAAAGAGGUCAAAGGUCACAUUGUAUCCCAUAUGCAUGUUUGCUCAAGUAAGGAGUGUGUCCUAUCAUGAGCACUAAAAAAAAGAAUCUAUAUGAAUCAUUAACAAGGACUUGAUUUGUAUCUCAUAAACUAUCCUAUUAUAUGUUCAUUGUGUUCAUCGUUAAAUUAUUUUAUAAGGGACCAUUCUAAUAUUUGUGCUCAUUCGAUGUCCAUUCUGAAAACUGAGCAUUUUAGGGACAAAAAAUGAUGUUUAAUAAUCAUGUGAUGUAUAAAGCAUGCCAUAUUAACAGACAUUAUGUUCAUGCAAGUAUAGUUAUAAGAAUAUAUUUCUUCAUGUAUAUAUCUUGUAGAUUAAGCUCAAAGUGCAAUGAUUAUUAAAAGAUAUCAACUUUUAAA
Lytechinus pictus (painted urchin) is the source of this 6433-nucleotide messenger RNA. Its product is annotated as exocyst complex component 1-like. Gene Ontology annotation, biological process: Golgi to plasma membrane transport; exocytosis. Gene Ontology annotation, molecular function: phosphatidylinositol-4,5-bisphosphate binding. The record is from RefSeq and is a predicted model, not a curated record. Lineage: Eukaryota; Metazoa; Echinodermata; Echinoidea; Temnopleuroida; Toxopneustidae. The transcript is spliced from 24 exons. Bases 103 to 2790 code for a protein of 895 amino acids. Gene Ontology annotation, cellular component: plasma membrane; exocyst.